Molecule: messenger RNA, 1534 nt
Organism: Filobasidium floriforme
Lineage: Eukaryota; Fungi; Basidiomycota; Tremellomycetes; Filobasidiales; Filobasidiaceae
Product: putative acetate kinase
Exons: 8
Coding region: 119-1453 (444 amino acids)
Biological process (GO): acetate metabolic process; phosphorylation
Molecular function (GO): acetate kinase activity
Source: RefSeq, a predicted model, not a curated record
GUCCUGCUAAAAUGACUGGAGAACAGGUUGGAUCCAUCGACCUCGAAAAGCUGGCCACCAACAGCUAGUUGUUGGCUCCCACCAGGAUCAAAUACUUGUCUUGUCGUACCUCUCGAAAAUGAGCUCGUACAUUCUCGCCAUCAAUUGCGGAUCUUCCUCGAUCAAAUCCAAGCUCUUCCUCGUUCCCGGCAACAAGGGCGAUGCGUUGAAAGCGGUCGCGGACGUUACCGUCAAGAAUAUCGGUAGCAAGGGAGAUAAGGUCAAGUUCAAGAUAUCUUGGGAGGACGCUGAGGGAAUAGCCAAGCUCGGAAAGGACCUGGAGGAGGAUGGAGAGGCUGGGGAUGCUGUCGAAUACAAGAAACUCCCGCCCCAGCUCCUCGAGCGACUGAUCAAAUCCUCAGAGAAACUAGAAAAGAGCCAGAUCAAAGCCAUAGGACAUCGGGUCGUUCAUGGAGGGCCGACGGAGAAGCCGAUCACGGUUACUAAGGAACACGAGGAAGGAUUAGAGCGUAUGGACAAGUUGAGCGAAUUUGCGCCUCUCCAUAAUCACUCGGCGGUCUUGGCAAUCCGAGCGUGUUUGUCGGCUUUACCGGACCAUACCUCGGUUCUACUCUUCGAUACCCUCUUCCAUCAGACUCUUCCCAAGGAAGUCUAUUCGUACGCCAUUCCUCCUCAAGAAUCAGGAGCUCUCGACAGGUCUAUUCCUCUGCGCAAGUACGGAUUCCACGGGUUGAGCUAUAUGAGCAUCCUCGGAGCCAUGGCCAAGAAGCUGAACAAGAAGGAAGAAGAUGUCAGCAUCGUCGUCGCGCAUCUAGGGAGCGGAGGUAGUAGCUGCUGUAUCCGAAAGGGAAAGAGCAUUGAUACCAGUAUGGGCUUGACCCCGCUCGAAGGCCUUGUUGGAGGAACCCGAUCGGGUUCGAUCGACCCGACCUUGAUCUUCCACCUCGUACCCGGUGCCGCCGAGGAUGCCGGUCUCGAGGGCAUCAAGGUCAGUCGUGCAGAAGCGACUUUGAACAAGAAAUCUGGUCUGCAAGCCGUAGCUGGCACUGCCAACUUUGGUACGAUCACCACGAGGAUGACGGACAAGUCUUCCUGUUCCGAAGAAGAACACUCGGCCUGCACCCUCGCUUACGAUCUCUAUGUCGACCGACUCAUGUUCUACCUCACCGGGUACCUCUCCAAGCUCUUGGGAUCGCUUGACAGCUCUGAAGUGGACGGGAUCGUCUUUAGCGGAGGGAUCGGGGAGAAGAGCGAUUACCUGAGGGCGGAUGUCGCUCGCCGGCUCGGGUGGAUGGGCGUAUCGGUCGACAAGGCUCGGAAUGAGCAGGCGAGCAAGGGCGAGGAGGUAGUCAGCGCAAUCCAUGCUGAGGGGUCUAAGGUCGGACUGUACGUCGUGCAGACGGACGAGGAAGACGUCUGUGCCAGGAUGACGAGGGAGGAGCUGGGACUGUAACUGUACAGCUAUUCUUGAGCGCAAGAAGAACUGUAAUGAACCAUAGAGCAUCCCGCAAUUGCAAGAGCGAGCGAUUGGACG